AUGCUAAAAGCAAUGCGCAUGGAAGCUGCUGCACAGAAUGAUGGCUCCACAGGGCCUGAAACCUCUAUGAACACAGCUCACCUCUCAAAUCCCUUGGCAGAGACAUCCAGUCACCAGCAGGAAUCAUAUGAAACGCCGAGGUUUGAUUACUACACGGACCCGAUGUCUGCUUAUUCUAGUUUCAAAAGAAACAAGACUGCCCCUCAGCAACCAUACAUCUCAUCACCUCCUAGUUAUCAAGCCAGCUCUCCAGCACCGCAGUUUCAGCCACCAGCUCCAGGAUCGUUGGGCAGUGACUAUCAGGCACAUACCAAUCAUGGCGGUUUCCAAGCAGCUCAUUACGAAGGUCAAAAUCUGCAUAUGGAACAAAGAGGGAUGACACAUUUUUCACCCUCACACAGAGGUCCACCACCUGCCGCUUGGAAUAACAACUGUAGGCCUCCACCGGUUCACCAUUUAGGUCCACCACCACCUCAAUGGGUACCUCGCCCAUUUCCACCCUCUCAAGAAAGCCAACACAUGGGGAAUAAUAGAUUUGGUGGUCGAGGCAGGCACAACAAUACCGCUCCACAAUAUUCCCAUUACGGACGGCAAAACUCUAACUGGUCUGGAAACACAUAUCAUGAUUCAGGAAGAGGCAGAAGCAGAGGACGUGGUGGCUUUGGGAGAGAUGGAGGAAGAAGGCCCAUGGAAUCAGGGGGAGACCAAUUUUACUCCAACUCCAUGGCUGAAGAUCCAUGGAAGCAUAUUAAGCCAUUAGUAUGGAAGAGUUGCUUAGAUUCCUCUAGCAGCAACUCAACAGGUCAAGCAUGGCUUCCCAGUUCUAUAGCACAGAAGAAACCUAUGAUCUCAGAAUCUUCACAUAAACCUAGCAGUAAUCAGCAGAGCCUUGCUGAGUACCUUGCUGCUUCUCUAGAUGAAGCUACGUGCGAUGAGCCAAGCAAUUGA
Messenger RNA from Microthlaspi erraticum, 948 nucleotides. NCBI's taxonomy places the organism in Eukaryota, Viridiplantae, Streptophyta, Magnoliopsida, Brassicales, Brassicaceae. The record is from the annotation of a GenBank genome assembly.